Dimorphilus gyrociliatus is the source of this 6517-nucleotide messenger RNA. The record is from the annotation of a GenBank genome assembly. NCBI's taxonomy places the organism in Eukaryota, Metazoa, Annelida, Polychaeta, Dinophilidae.
GUCACUCGUCACACUCUUUCGCAGUCGCCAUAUUGGCAGAACGGCUCGGAAAAAGGUGAUUUUUGGCUGCAAAAUUCACCAUCAACCUGGCAACUUAUCUGCAAUUUUUUGAUGUUCAAUUACAAAGUUAACCUCGAAGAAUAAUAUAAGGCUGGGAUUACCUGGAUUAACCGCAGAUUAACGAAGCGAUUAGCUGUCGAAAUUCGACUAUAUUUCGAUAUCUGAAAAUUGCGAAAAAUUCAAAGACGUCCUAAAAAUGUUCAGAAAUCGAUAAUCGGUUAUCGAAUGGUACAUGACAAGUUUAAAAAGCGAUUUGGGAAAUUUGGUUGAUAAGGAAUUACGUUUUGGACGUUUUUUUUGGCAGGUUUUAUUGAGCCUUAUAUAUUCUAUUAGAAAAUGGCGGACGGUCACGAGGGUCCGCCAGCUAAGAGACAGAAAAUUAACUCUCCUUCUGCGGCUGGUGGUGAUGGAACGAAUUUAAUGGAAAUACUCAAAGAUGUGCCGGACGAAUUAGAACUUACAAACGCUGUCAAUGGAAAUCCUAACUUAUCUUCUCUUCUUAGCACUAAUUCAACGGCAACCAUUUGCAGUUCCACACUACCUAUACAGAACAAUUCCAAUCUUGCUACGUCAACACCUCAAAUCCAAUUGCAGACAAACCCGCGCAGUGGAACACCAACAAGCCUGCCGGACUUGUUGGCGCCCGGGAACUGCGCGACUCCUCCUAAUGUUAGUAUUAGUAAUGUCCUACGAUCAAUUGGACCUGGAGCUACCGGCCAAGGUCAGAGAGCCAUAAUGAAUGGCCCAAUGCAACAUGGUAUGAUGCCACAGCGACCUACUGGAAUGGUCCAUGGCAUCCAACAGGGGCAAAAUCAGAUAGGAAAUCAGAGAGCCAUGAUGAACGGCCCGAAUAUGCCCCAACAGCCGCAGCAAGCACAGCAACCCCAACAGCAAAUUGGAGGAAUGAUGCAACAGAGACAUACAAUUCCACAAUCACCUAUGAUGCAGUCGCGUUUAUCUACACCUCAACCCCAGCAUCCCCGAAUGACACCAGGAAAUUCAGGUGGACAAAUGAUCGGAUUGUCGCAGCAUAUGCAACCAACUCAUUCUACGGUAUGUAUUGUUUUUCUAAAUGAACUUUUCAACAAAAUAAGAAAUGAAAAACUUAAAAUUAAAAUCAAUGCUUUUGUGAAUAACUUUCCAAGUUGAAAAUGCCAAAUUAAAUUCAAGUAUCUCAGUUAUAUUAAACAAUAACAACCGUUAAUUUAACAAUUUUGCAGAAGGUUAUAGAAAAUUAUACAUAUGCACCUGAUGUUUUGCAAGUACGUAAAAAAAAAUGCCAUGAUUUCAUCAGCUUUUAAAAUGAUUGUUUAAUGAUAGAAAUCAUUGAUUUAUUUGUUGCUUAAACUAGGACCAAAACUUUUGGAGAAUUAAAUGCAUUCAUUCUUGCUUGAAAAAAUUAUGUUAGAUUUUAAUUUUCUUUUGUAAAGCUCUUUCACCUGCCUUAAGACAAGCAAUAUAAUUUUUACACCAUAUAUCUCAUUUGUUAUUAACAUUCGUUAUGCAUUAUAAUUUACAUGAUUUUAAUUUUUUUAGCCGCAACUCAUAUCCGUCGUUUCAACGAUGCCUAGCCUAAGCCAACCCCAGCAGCAAUAUACGAUUUCAUCGAGUCUACCGCAGCCAUCUCCAACACUACCACCAGCCACUGCAACAACGACGGCAGCCGCAGCUGCAGCGACAACCCCAGGAACAGUAGCUGAUCCGGAGAAGCGAAAGCUAAUCCAGCAGCAAUUAGUUCUUCUUCUUCACGCUCAUAAAUGUCAAAGGAGAGAACAAAAUAACGGAGCAUCGCAAUGUACCCUUCCACACUGCAAGACCAUGAAAAAUGUUUUAAAUCAUAUGACACAGUGUAGUGCUGGGAAAGCUUGUCAAGUUGCUCAUUGUGCAAGUUCAAGACAAAUAAUAUCGCAUUGGAAAAAUUGUACGAGACCCGAUUGUCCUGUUUGCUUGCCUUUGAAAACGGCAAAUGAAAAACAUAAACCAAUUACACAAGCGACUAAUGGACAACAGGUGACAACAGCUAAUACAGUAGUCGAGAAUAACGCUGCUAGGGCUUAUAAAGCCCUAGGAAUCCCGGAACCAACACCUGCCUCUGUUAGUCAAACGACAACAGUCGCUCAGCCGACAAAUAGUGUCAUGCUAUCUCCUGAAAAACGCCAGAUUAAGCAAAGUAACAUUGGUUUGAUCUCGAGUCAACUGCAGCAAGAACCUGUUCAAUCGGAUACGGGUAUUGUGGCUGGUCAAAACGUGCCAACAAAAGAAUGGCAUGUUCAUGUGAAACAAGAUUUGCGGAAUCAUCUUGUACACAAAUUAGUACAGGCUAUAUUUCCAGCACCAGAUCCUGCUGCUUACAGGGAUAAAAGAAUGAAAAAUCUAGUUGAUUAUGCGAGGAAGGUUGAAAGUGACAUGUACGAUUCAGCAAAUUCUAGGGAAGAAUAUUAUCAUCUUCUUGCUGAAAAAAUAUAUAAAAUUCAAAAAGAAUUAGAAGAAAAGCGGAUGAAACGCAGCCAACCUAGUGGGCCGGCUACGUCCAAUCCAGGUGCGCCAGCAAAUGUUGUACCGGGACGAAUAGGGGUGGCUCCAAAUGUAUUAGCUGGCCAACCACCCUCACUCCCACCCUAUAGGUCCAUACCGGUUAUGAAUCCACCUAAUCCACCGAAUUUACCGUCAGUGCAACAACCUACAGAUUCAAAUAUACCUCAAGUUGAAACAAAUGAACUAAUAAAGCAAGAGCCAAUAAAGCAAGAGCCCAUUGAUAAUGAAAUAUUAAGAUCAGAAAUGGAGACCCCGAAUGGCCCAAUAUCUGAUGAGGGAAUUAAAAAAGAGACUAUAAUAAAGACUGAAAAGGAGGAAACAACAACAACAACAACAACUACCACAACAGCUCCAGCUACAAAAUCACCAAAUGAACCUUCCGGAUCUACGGAAAUUGUUCGUACAUCGAAUCAACCUAAAGAAGUCAAAAAGAUUGUAUUUAGUCCAGACGAACUUCAUCAGGCUCUUAAACCUGUUCUAGAAAAAUUAUAUUAUCUAGAACCUGAGUCUAUGCCUUUUAGGCAACCUGUUGAUCCCAUAAUCCUGCAGAUUCCGGACUACUUUGAUAUAAUAAAAAAGCCAAUGGAUUUAUCAACAAUCAGGCGAAAACUUGUAAAUGGCCAAUUCGAAGAUCCUUGGCAGUUUUGUGAAGAUAUUUGGCUCAUGUUAGAAAACGCUUGGUUAUAUAAUAGAAAGACUUCACGAGUGUAUAAAUACUGUAACAAACUGGCAGAAGUAUUCACUCAGGAAAUUGAUGAAGUCAUGCACUCGUUAGGUUAUUGCUGCGGUCGAAAAUAUGAAUAUCAUCCGCAAGUUUUAUGUUGCUAUGGAAAGCCAAUGUGUACUAUUCCUAGAGAUGCUACGUAUUUCUCAUAUGAAAAUAGAUACGUUUAUUGUGAAAAAUGCUUCAAUGACAUAAAAUCAGACGAAGUUGAGCUCAAUGAAGAUCCAACAGCUCCGCCAAGUGUCAUUCCAAAAACCAAAUUUAAGCGCGAAAAGAAUAAUGUCUUGGAACCGGAACCUUUUGUACAUUGCGAAGGAUGCGGUAGAAAAUGGCAUCAGAUUUGCGCCCUAUAUCUAGAGCCAAUUAAUAAACAAUUUAGCUGUGAAUUGUGUCAAAAGAGAGCUCCCGAGAAGAAACUUAAAGACAAUCGAUUCUCUGCUAAACGUUUACCUAAUACGAAAUUGGGUACGUAUUUAGAAAAUCGAAUUAAUUCUUUCCUUAAGAAUAAAGAUGCUGGAGCUGGUGAGGUUACGAUAAGAGUUCUUGCUAGUUCGGAUAAAACUGUCGAAGUAAAGCCUCUAAUGAAAAGUCGAUUUACGAAUAUGCCUGAGACUUUUCCUUAUAAAACUAAGGCAAUGUUUGCUUUUGAGGAUAUUGAUGGUGUUGACGUAUGCUUCUUCGGAAUGCAUGUCCAGGAAUAUGGCUCCGAAUGUCCAUCACCCAACAAGAGGAGGGUGUAUAUCGCUUAUUUAGAUUCUGUGCACUUUUUUCAACCUAAAGCAUUUAGAACUUCCGUUUAUCAUGAAAUGCUGAUUGGUUACUUGGACUAUGUGAAAUCUUUGGGAUAUACAACAGCUCAUAUUUGGGCGUGCCCACCAUCUGAGGGCGAUGAUUACAUUUUCCAUUGUCAUCCGCCUGAACAAAAAAUUCCGAAACCAAAAAGACUGCAGGAUUGGUAUAAGAAGAUGCUGGAUAAAGCCGUUGUUGAAAGAGUAGUACUGGACUAUAAGGAUAUCUAUAAAGAUGCUAUAGAGACAGGGUUAACCUCAGCUACUGAGCUGCCAUAUUUUGAUGGAGAUUUCUGGCCGAACGUACUGGAAGAUUGUAUUAAAGAACUUGAAACUGAAGAAGAAGAAAAGAGGAAAAGGAAAGAAGAAGAAGAAGCCAUAAAAGAAGAGGAAGAUUCAACAGAAAUAUUUGAAACUGAUCCGGAUGGUAUGGAUAGCGGUAAAGCGACAGGUAAGAAGAAAGGCCAAAACAGAUCUAAAAAAUUAAAUAAGACUAAGAGUAAUCAAAGAAAAAAUUCGAAGAAAGCGCCAUUAGCUCAUGGUGGAAAUGAUCUAACAGCAAAAUUAUUUGCCACAAUGGAAAAACAUAAAGAAGUAUUUUUUGUUAUUCGUUUACAUUCUGCUCAUGUGGCGCAAUCUCUUCCUCCAAUUGUUGAUCCUGAUUCUUUAAUUCCGUGUGAUAUCAUGGAUGGACGUGAUGCAUUCUUAACUUCAGCUAGAGAGAAACAUCACGAAUUUUCAAGUUUACGGCGAGCUAAAUAUUCAACAUUAGCUUUACUGCAUGAUUUGCACAACCAGGGUAACUCUUUUGUUUAUACCUGUAAUAAUUGCAAAGAUCAAGUCGACACUCGUUAUCAUUGUACGGUCUGCGAAGACUUUGAUUUAUGUAAAGUUUGUUAUGAGAAGAAGGUACACGCUGAACAUAAGAUGGAGAAGUUAAGCUUCAACUUCGACGAUUCGGAUAGCAGCAAUAAUGACAAUAAGGAUAAUCCAGCCGAGAACAGGCGAAUGUCGAUUCAAAGGUGCAUACAAUCCCUGGUUCAUGCUUGUAUGUGUCGCGAUGCUAAUUGUAGACUGCAAAGCUGUCAGAAGAUGAAGAGAGUUGUUAUGCAUACAAAGAGCUGUAAGAGAAAACAGAAUGGAGGAUGCCCUAUCUGCAAGCAGUUGAUAGCUUUAUGUUGCUAUCAUGCCAAACAUUGCUCGGAAAGCAAAUGUCCUGUGCCUUUCUGUUUGAAUAUCAAGCAGAAAUUAAAACAACAGCAGCAGCAAGCUAGGUUCCAACAAGAUCAUAUGAUGAGGAGGCGUAUGGCAGCCAUGCAAAUGCAGAAUCAGAAUCAGACUCCUAGAACAAUACAACCUCCUCCUCCGCCAGCACCCCCUCCCCAACCUAGUCAAAGCCCAGCCGUUGGUAAACCUGUAAUCCCAAAUCAUAAUAAUAUGCCUAGAGCGGUGCAUCAACAAGUUAUAUCACAGAACCAAAUGAACGCAGGGAAACCUAUGAUCAAUUCUCAACAGCCAAAUCAGUUGAGGACAGCCUUGCCGUCAAUUAGCACUCAUGGCUGGGUGGGUUAUCAGCCUCCACAGCAGCCGCAACAACAGCCGCAGCAUCAACAACACGUCGGUCCUCCAAAUGCGACUAUACCUCAAGCGCAACAUACGAGGAUGCCACAACCUCCAAGGCACAACAUUCCACAGCAAGCCCUGGCUCAAUUAUUGCAAACAUUGAAAUCGCCUAGUAGCCCUCAGCAGCAGGCAGAAGUAUUAAAGAUACUUAAAUCGAAUCCCCAAUUAAUGACUGCAUUUAUCAAGCAGAGAGGGCAUGGCCAAAAUCCGAAUGCUGCCGCCGCCGCUGCAGCUGCUCAACAACAGCAACAACAGCAACAGCAGCAGCAGCAACAACAAGUAGUCAAUCAAAGUGCUCCAUCAAAUAGUUGCGUAACAACGACGGUAAUGCAGCAAGCCACGCAGCAACCAAGUGCUGAUCAAAGACAAUGGCUGAAUCGACAGCCGAGCAAUCAGCAAAGUAACGGCGCUGAACAAGAAAUUUCACCGCAGGAUCAACUGCAACGGUACGUGGAUCAUUUGUAGAAUAAUUUUUUAAUUAAUAAAAAAGGACGGUUUUUUAUACGAUCAUAUAAAUGCGGUUUGUUCGUUUUGCGGUUUUGAUUAUUCUGUUCUUUUUAUAUGAAAGUUGUUCGUUGUACAAAAGCUGUGCUUACAUGCGAUAAUCGAAUGACUUUUCCAUGUUUUUUUUCACAUUAUCAUGUUAAUAUUUCUAUAGACAUAAGACUAUUGAUCCGUAAGAAAUGUGACUAUUAAAUAUUUGAAUUAAUGUAUUGAUGCUGUAUAUAGAUUAUAUAUAUGUAUGUAUAUAAAAAAGAGAUAUAUAUAUAUAUAUAUUUCACAUAUU